This is a messenger RNA of Zasmidium cellare ATCC 36951, 1332 nucleotides long. RefSeq lists its product as uncharacterized. Gene Ontology annotation, molecular function: dTDP-glucose 4,6-dehydratase activity. The transcript is spliced from 8 exons. Gene Ontology annotation, biological process: nucleotide-sugar metabolic process. The coding region runs from base 1 to 1332 and encodes 443 amino acids. The record is from RefSeq and is a predicted model, not a curated record. Lineage: Eukaryota; Fungi; Ascomycota; Dothideomycetes; Mycosphaerellales; Mycosphaerellaceae.
AUGGCAGCCGACAUUGCGGGCUGGUCGUCGAGCGGAGGCAGUCUCGAAUCCCGCUUCUUCGUCGACACGGGCAUCUGGCGCGACGCCCCGCUCCUCAAAGGCCAAACCUCCUUCUCGCCCCUCCCAGACGUGCGAAACAUCCUCGUAACAGGCGGCGAAGGGUUCAUCGCCUCCUGGCUCGUCCGCCACCUCGUCCUCACCUACCCAUCCACCUACAACAUCAUCUCCUUCGACAAGCUCGACUACUGCAGUUCGCUCAACAACGCGCGCAUGCUCGAAGGGCGGCCGAAUUUCAAGUUCUUCCAUGGGGAUUUGCUGAAGUCCGGCGAUGUGUUGAGGUGUUUGAGGACGUAUGAGAUUGAUACGGUUUUCCAUUUGGCGGCGCAGAGUCAUGUGGAUUUGUCGUUUGGGAAUAGUUAUUCGUUUACGAGUAAUAAUGUCGUCGGCACGCAUGUCUUGCUCGAGAGUGUCAUUGCCGUCAAGACGAUUAAGCGGUUCUAUCACAUCUCGACAGAUGAGGUCUACGGCGAAGUCGAAACCGACGCAGCAGACUUGACCGAACACAGCGUCCUGAGCCCAACGAACCCCUACGCCGCCAGCAAAGCAGCCGCCGAGAUGUUCGUCACGGCUUAUGUGAACAGUUUCCGCCUGCCGGCCGUCAUCAUUCGGCUGAACAACGUGUAUGGUCCACACCAAUUUCCUGAGAAAAUCAUCCCCAAAUUCAUCAAUCUCCUCCAACGUAAGAAGCCACUCUACAUCCACGGCUCCGGGCACAAUACGAGACGAUUCCUCUACGCGGGCGACGCCGCAGAUGCCUUUGACACCAUCCUGCACCGUGGGGAGAUAGGCCGGACGUACAACGUCGACUCCCGCGACGAAAUCUCCAACCUCGACCUCGCCGCCAAACUCCUCUCCACCUUCGGCGUGUCAGACACGACAUCCUCGAUCCAGCACACCAAAGAUCGGCCCUUCAACGACAAGCGGUACGCCGUGGACGGUUCCAAACUGAGACAGUUGGGCUGGCAGCCGCACGUGUCAUUCGAAGAGGGCCUGGCCAGCACGGUGGAAUGGUAUGGCAAGUUCUCCGGGUGGUGGGGCGAGAUUGACAGUAUCCUGAGUCCGUUCCCGGAAGUGGUGAAGAAGGAAGGAGCUGGUGGUGGUGUCGAUGGGGAGGAAGGGGAGGGGAGGGCUUCUGGAUCGGGGCGAGAAGGUACAGGGACGAUCAUGCAGGCUGGUGUUGGUGCGGAGGCGAAUAAUGGCACCAAGAAGGCGAAUGGUGUCAAUGGGGCGAGUAAGAAGAGGAAGGCGGACGCUAUGGAGGAUGAUGGGUAG